CCCGGGGUGGGGGGGAUUGCGAUGCACCCUCCUCCCAUUGCAGCGCAAGAAAAGGGGCCAAAAUCUCUCCUGAGUGACAUCCAGCCUUUCCCCUCUUGUCUCCUGUUGCCUGCAGGUGUGAAAGGAUGCGGCAGAGCCCCUCCGCCCGCUCCGGUGCCCGUGGGCGGGGGACCGUGCCCGUGAGCGGGGCACGGCAGCUCGCAGCGGCUCUGUAGCCGUGUCCCCUGCUCGGUAUCAUGACUGGAGAGACCCAGCAUGUUUACACCAUCGGCGACACCGAGGCCGGCCCCGAAGAGCCCGACAAGGAUUUUGGCUGCGAAGGCAGCGGGGAUAAGGAUGGGAGGGCGCUGGGCGGGGAGGGGACACCCCCCUUCCCUAAGGACAAGGAGCAGCACAGCCAGCGGGAAGCCGUGAUCCGGCCGCAGCAAGCGGGGAAGAUCGACUUCAAAUCGCUGCAAAAGCCCAAGUUCGGCAAUGACAGCGCCUGGGGGGAGGUCAAGGGCAGCGCGCUGUCCCCGCCGGGCAAGGGGCGAGCCCGGGAGCGCGGCCGGCGCUCGGGGAAGGGCGAGCGGGGCCAGCAGCAGCUCUACCGGCUCAGCAUCGCCGGCACCCGGCCCAGCCCCACCAUCGGCAUCGCCUACCCCCAGCAGAAGGUGACACCCCCCAAGAAACCCGAGGUGGCCCCCGCGGCCAGCGGCUACGGCUUCCACGUGGCCGGCAUCGCCCAGCGCGACGCCGAGCUCCGGCCGCAAGAACUCGGCAGCUUCGGCCGCUGCUCCAGCGGUUUUACCUCACAGCCCGGGCCCCCCCUCGGCGCCAAGGGGCAGCCCCCCGCCGCCGGCAUCCCCCUCAAGAGCCCCGGCACCCAUGGGCAGCUACAUUAUUCGGGGUUCCAGGCGAACCGGGCCGAGUCCUGGCCUUCCCCGGAGAAGAGCUUUGCAGGUGCUACCUACGGGAUCUCGGUGCAGAAGGCCGGCUCUUUCUCCGAGGGUGGCAAAGGUGCUGUGCACGGCCUGGGGGCUUUGCCGUGCCAGCUGCCCUUCCAGCUGGGCAAGGAGCCGUUCCACAGCAACGCGGGCAGCCAGGAGUUCCUGGAUGUGGGAAUGGCCACCGGCGCCCAGCUGGCUCCCGCUGCCUUCUCCUUCCACUCGUCCCCUCCAAAGUGGCCGGAGGAGCUGAGCGGGGGCUCCUACGAGAGUUUGUCCCCCGAGGGGAGGCUGUACGGGCUGCCUGCGCCCCCGGCGCCCUUCCUGCGCCCGCCGCCGCCGCCAGCCCUGCACCACGGCCCCUUGUCCUGCUGCAAGGGCGGGGCCGAGCAUCCCGCCGACCCCUCUGGUGCUCUCCCGUCGUCUGGUGCUAUCGACCAAAACACAAGCACUUUCCAAGAGACCCCAGCUGUGUUCCCGUCUAGUUUACACUCGCCUCCCGUGCCGCAGCCGGCGGGGAAGAGGCAAGGCUCGGCCAAGGACGGUGCGCCCGGCGCUCGGCUGCUGGUGCAGAGCGGCCCCCUGAGAAGGGCAGUGCCACCCAACUCCCUGUCCCAAGUGCACUUUCAGAGCAAGGCCUAUUGCAGUUCCCCUGCGGGAGCCGUGCCCUUCGAGACGAGCGUUCCCACUACGGCACCCACCCACCCCAGGCUUGUGCAAGCUUGGGAAGGCGCCACGAAGGCGUUUUCUCCCAUGGACCAGAAUUCAGCACCUUAUUCAAACCCUGUUGGAAACCAGUUCUCAUUCGAGUGCCAGUCUGGCCCCGAGCAGAGGCAGCACAGGCAGAAAAAUGCCGGGCUGCCUUGGCAGCAGAUGCACCUCCCUUCUGCGGUGCCCGCUGCCAACAGGCUGGAGCUGUCGAGACACAUCAGCAGCCAGAAGCUCCCCUUCCCCCCGGGCACGUCGGACUGGCAGGGCAGCGGGAAAGCCCAAAAAGGGCCCCCCAUAAGCAAUUCUCCAGGGUACCACAGCAAAAAGCUGUUAUCGGGAGAGAGCCUCCAGAGGGGAGAUCCCAGCGUGGCGGGAGCUUUCUCCUUUGACAGUGGGAAGGAGCCAGGGUCUCCUGCCUGCGACUCGAGAAGCAAAGCCCUGUUCUACAGUAUGGCUCAAGCAGCUCCUCCUCCCUCAAGGAGCUCGUCAGGCCCGGGGCUGGUUCUGCCACCAUCAGCUUUGGUGGCUGCCUCCCCUUGUGAGUCCCCUCUGCCGUCCCCUGUCCCCAACCCCACGUGUGGCAGCACCUGCUCGUCGCUGUCGCCCAUGUCCAGCAGCCCACUCAACCCUGCCUUCGAGGACAGCCAGAUGUCCGGAGCGCUGACCCCCUCGCCCUUCUUCCAGCACCCCUGCCACGCCAAGGAUGCCAACAAAGCCUUCCACCCCUCCGAGGUUCUGAGUCCCAGCUCGCUUCAUUACCACCCCCCAGACUCUGUCAAGUCCUUCAGCUUCCCUGCGGAUGCUCUGAAAGACGACAGCCUGCUGAAGUGUGCCCCGGCCAGCCCGUUCCACAGACCCGGCGGGGACAUGGCCGAAGGAUGCUCGGAGGGGCUGGACGGGGAGCAGCCUCCGCCCCCCUACUCCUCCCAUCACCUGCUGGCCACCUCCCUGAGCAGUGCCAGCCUGGACCAGCUGGACGUGCUGCUGACCUGCAGGCAGUGUGACCAGAACUACAGCAACCUGUCCUCCUUCCUGCAGCACCGCCAGUUCUGCGCCUCCCACCCCGCUGCCCAGGCGGAGCCCAAGGACGCUCCCCGCGCGGCCGAGGGGCGCAGAGCGCUGCCCCCAGAGCCCCCCAAGCCCCCCAGCCUGGCGCUCUCUCCUGAGCCCCAGGGACUGUUGGUGUUAAACAAGAGCGAUGACUUCUUGCUGGACGGGGAAGGCAAAAGCGAAGGCAAGGAGGAUGCUCUGAAGGGCGGCCUGUUCCACGGCCUGGCCGGCAGCUCCCUCCCGCUCAGCGCCUCCGACCUGGACAUCGACGAUGCCAAGCUGGACAGCCUGAUCACCGAGGCCCUCAACGGCCUGGGGUACCAGUCAGAUAACCCCGAGAUCGACAGCAGCUUCAUCGACGUGUUCGCUGACGAGGAGCUGCCGGGCGUGAAGGCGGCGGGCGGGGGGAUGGCACACAAGGAGAGCAAAUGCAAGCAGGCAGCGGAGGAGAAGGCAGCAGGAGAGGCCAAGGCCCUUUGUGAAGAUGGGGAGCAGCUGAAGAGAGGGGCAGGAAAGCAGCGCCUUCACAAAGGGAGGGUGGCGCCGAGGGUGGCGCCGCAGGAGCCGGAUCCCGCGGCAGAGGGGGCAGAGAGGACAGCCAGGCUGAGGGCAGGCAGGAAGAACAGCAUCCCACCGGCCACCGCCUGCAGCCAAAAGCAUCCCAGGAAACUCAGCCCGACGAAGAGCGAGGUGGGGCCGGGCAAUGCCGCCAAGAGCCCCAAGCCACCGCGCUUCUCCAUGAAGGACGUGAAGAAGAGGAAGCCCCGGAGCGGGACGUGGAGCAAGGAGCUCAUCCACAAGAUCGUGCAGCAGAAGAACAAGCUGCACAAACUGCAGGUGAAGAGCAGCAAGCGGGCCCAGCUCCCCCAGGCCACCGAGAGGCCGCUGGCAGCCAGCACGGAGGGCGGGCUGCGGGAAUACGACUACGUGUCCGACUCGGAUGAGGAGGGGGCAGAGUGCAGCAAGCCCCGGGGCAGGAGGAAGCGUGGCACGGGAUUCAUGGGGAGGAGCAAGUACGGCUUCAAGAAACGCCUGGGAAGGAGUGAGAGAGCCAGAGAGAAAGACCCAGCCUGGAGCUACAGCCAGAAGAGGGAGGAGGGGGAUGUCCCGAAUCGGGAGGAUGCUGAGAAAGAGGAUUGUGCUGCCAGAGCCCGGAGGCGGAGCAGCCACUCAUCUGCUGGCAGCAACCGCAGCGUGCCCAGAGAGAUGGGCACGAGCCCAGCCUGCGCUGGUGGGGCUGGUGGCGAGGGUGGCACCCAGAGGAGGAGGCGCUCGGGCAGCCCAGCCCGUGUGCCAAGGACUCCCCUCAGCCCUCCCCAGCACAGCAGCCCAAAGACGAGCCAGGAGAGCAAAGAGGACGUUCCCAGGGGGAGCAGGAGGUUUGGCUCAGCCAAAGCUUUGCUGGCGGGCUCCAGGACACGGCCGAGUACAGAACCAGAUGUUGCUGCCAUGGACUGUGCCAAGGAGGAGCCGUCACCACAGCCCCAGGAAAGGCAAAUGCCCAGCACGGCCACCCCAGGCAGGAGCCCUGCCAGCUUCUCCUCUAAGGAGGGGGUGGAAGAGCCCAGAGGAGCAGCAAAGCUCCCAGGUGAACCCACCAUGCAGGCUCAGGGCUCUCCUGAGCUCACCAUGGACCACCAGAGGCACCAGUUCGCCCCUUUCCCAAGUGAAGGGCUGAAAUACCAGACAGAGGAGGUGAUUGCUCCAGCCCGCAGCGGUAACAAAUCCAGUCCUGGCCGUGGGAAUGCCACCAGCUCAGAAGCAGAAAUCAAGUACACAAAGGGACAGGGGCUGUGCUCCAGCCAGAAGGAUUAUCCCACAGCAGCUCCCACCUUCGGGGGGGAUGCAGUGGGAAUGAUGCUCACUGCCAAGGCCCCCGACCCGUAUGUCAGCAGUGACAACGCAUUUUUUGACCCCAAAGGCCUUCCUGGUCACUACAACGAUGACAACCUGUUCCCAAAGCCGCCAGCCCUGGGCUCGUCCCACAUGGACGACAUGUACCUGUGCCGGGACGACAUCAGCUCCUUCCAGCAGAAACACCCCAGCAUCUCCCCUUUUGCCACGGAAAUGCCGCAGGGCAAAGCGUCCUCCCCUCUCAGCUUCGACUCCUCGUCGAUUUUCGGGGAGCUGCCCGUGUCUGAGUUCGAUCCCUACGGGAGCAAGGACGGGUACGUGACAGCGUUCCCCUGUCCCGGCAGCGCCUCCCGCAAGGCGCUGCCCUUCGAGCAGCCCUACCCGCCCUUCCUGCCCGAGAAAGACUGGUCCCUCAUGGAGGAGCUGCCGGAAGACAUGGCUCAGUUCCACAGCCUCUCCGUGGAGAAGCCACCAGCCAAGAAAUUCCCCGAGGAAGGGGCUGUCCCCAGCAGCCAGCUGUCGCUGUCGCCGCCGGACAGGAUCGCCGAUUACGGCGUGGCUUUCAUGAGCAGCAUUUCAGACGACGAGCUGGAGAUCAAGCGCUUGGUCACGGAGCUGGAAAGCCAGCUGCAAACCAAGCUGGACUCUGAGGCGUCCCUCAGCCUGCAGAAAUCCGAGCCAAACGUGGCUGCGCAGCCGCGAGCGCCGGGCGCCGAGCGGCUCCCAGCGCUGCCGGCACAGCCGGAGGCAGCCCAGGAGAAAGGGCUGUUUUUGGCAGGCGAGCUGGGCAGAGCCAGCCUGUGCGCUGGGGAGAGGCUGGCAGGGGACAAGCCGGACGUGGUGACCACCCGUGAGGACUAUGAGAGACCCAGGGAGCCCUGGCUGGAGCUGGGCUCGCUGGAAACAGGGAUGUGCGUCCCAGCCCCGCUGGCCACGAACCACUUCUGCUCCAAAGAGAGCAGUGAGCAGCUCCAGGGAACUGCAGCCACUGAGGAAAGAGACCUCAGGAAGAUGGAAAAUGAGUCUUCUUCCAAAAGUCUGCCUGGCUCAAGCACAACUGAGCAAACAGAGGCUCCCAUCUACAGCGACCCUGUGACAAAAAGCCCUCCUGUUGUCAUCAACUCCGUGUUCCCCGAGGCCUUGGAUGCAGCUGAAGCAACCAAAGACCCCCUGCCAUCCCUGCCACGCCAGUGUGGUGCCAAGGGCUUCCCUGUGCUGGGGAAAGCAGACACUGAUCCUGCACAGCUGGAGAAGUUUGAUGCCAGUCUUCCAAACCCUAAGCCUCAAUUCGGUUUCCAGCAGGGUCCCACCCCAGCUUUGGAUCUCGCCUUUUCACCUCACGUCAAAGAGGUCCCAGAUACAGAAGAAAAACCCUUAAGCAGGACUGAGCCCCCCAAAACAGUGAAAAAUGCUGUGGAUCUCCAAGGGAGUGGUGGUGGGCCUGUGCUGGCGGAGGAAACGGAGGAGAGGAAGAGUCCCAACACCUACGAAAGCCCUGGAUGCAGCGACAAAGCCAGCAAGCCCAAAGUGCUGCUGUUUGAGAUGCUGAGCGUGCCCAAGGAGAGCGACCACCCUUCCCAGGAGAUGCUGGUGGCACCCCAGGGGUCCUCUGCCAACCCUCUGCAGCAGCUGCAGCUCUUCGUUGCCCGCACGGUGAAGAGCAACGAGGAGGAGCUGUUGAUGCCGUGCUUCCCCGGGCUGCUGGCCCCCAGCCACCCCUCUGCCACCAGCCAGGGCCAGGUGGAGCACAAGGAGCAGAGCAGUGGUGCCUUGGAAGGGGAAGAUCGGCCCCAAGGGGAAGGGGAGACUGGGAAUAUCUCUGCUCCAGGGAAAGAGGGGCUUUCUCCCAGUGGAUGCGAGCAGCUGGAGUCGCUGGGUGCAGAGGGUUCUCACCGUGCAAAACAAUCCACACCGGCAAAGCCAGGGCUGCAAAAUAAUGUAACAGAGCUGCAGCACUUAGCAAAUGAAGCCCCGGAGCUGAGGGACAUUAAUAUCCCUGCAGAUGGUGUUUCCCAGGAGCGCAGUGACCUCUCACCACCCAGCAGCACCGCGCUGACCUCGCUGCCAGGGCAGGCAGGGAAAGCUGAUCAGCUCAGGGAAGAGCAGGAGGGAGAUAACGGCACCACGACCUUGGCAUUUAGGAAACAUGAGCAAUCCCACCCCAGCCGUGGUUUGAUCGAGGAAGAAACGCUGGGCAGAGAGGAGGGAGAGAGGCUGGAGAGGAGUGGGGUGGGGAAGGGGGCACAGUGCCCGGGCAGUGCUCCCACGAGUCCUGUCGGCCCCCUUGGUCCCUCUGAGGGGGAUCUCCACCAGGAUCACAGCUUGGGGAUGGAGAUGAAAGCCAGCACAGUCAGUGCAGAUGUUCCCAGAGAAGGGAAUGGCAAACUGUCCCUCAAUGGCUGUCAUUACACAGGUGAAUCUCCAGCCAGCCUGCUCUUGCCAGCCAAAUAUCCCGACCUCAAAUGCUUGCAGGGCAGUGGGGACGAGAGGGGCACUCAGCUCUCGGGUGAGAAGAAGCACGGCUCCUCCCUGCCUGCAGCACCGAGUUCAUUUGUCACAAAGAGUCGUUCUCCCGAGGCCAGCAGCCAUCACACCCAUCGCACCGUGAGCCCAGCAGAGCAGGGGACGUGGGAAAGGGCUCCCACCCUCCCUCCCUCGCUGCAUCACUGCGGGGCUGUGCCCAUGGAAGCGGCUGAGGAACAUCCUCAUCCCCUCCCCGAUGGAGUUUUGGGUAGCUACGAACCACCUGGAAGAGAGGGGACAGUGAGACCCUGCACUCUGCUGCAUGGGGAGGGUCUGGUGGGCUCUGCCUUGGAGAUGGGUGGUCCCCAGGAAGCUCCUGGGACAGACUGUUCUCUGCCCUGCUCAUCAUCUUUCCACCAAAAGGAUGUUGGGAAAGAGGUGCCCGAAAACACCGGCGCUGUGCUGCCAAAUUUUAAAGAAAGCCAAGGAUGUGCCACCACAGACACAGUUGUUAACUCCACCCCUCCAGAAACCCAGGAUUAUCCAGCCCAGCCCACAGCAGAUUUUCUGCCCAUGGAAGAAAGGGAGGUCAACCUGAACCAAGAGAAUAAGCUUGAAAACUGCUCCCAUGUCAGGAAUAAACAUCAGAGUGAACCAGAGGCUUUGUUCAAUGGUUUUGCUGUUCAGGACAUGUCAGUUGCCAUCAGCAGAGGUCUUACAAGGGUUGGAGAUCUUGGUCCUGCUGAAUUAGAUGGCCACGAGUUUUCAGGGGCAGCAGAGGUGACACUUGGUGUUUCCAAAACCACAGAGAGUGAAGGAAAGAGUUUAGAAGGGGAGAAAUCCAAAAGCCAUGGGACUGCAGAAGCUGGGGGUUGUGUGCUAAACAGCGUGGGCCAAGGAGAGGACUACACACCCAGCAGUACUCCAGACCCAUCCCCAAAUGAACUCCACAAAGCAAAAAUGCCCAAUGGACUCCCGGUGACCUGUGACAUCUGCUCAGCCACUUUCCGGUCCAAGCCCGGCCUGACCAGGCACAAAGCUGUCAAGCACCAGGUGAAAAACGGUGGUUUGCCACAGCCCAGCAGGACUCCCAGGUCCCCUCUGGCUCCUGCACACGAGACAGCAAAAGCAGCCCAAAAGGUGCCCAGGAGGAGCCUGAAGGCGCCAGUCAAAACCUGCAGCUCGCAGGUGCCGACCUCCAGCGUUGAACACAUUCCCAAAACGCUCCCAGAGCUGGAGAAAGAGCCCAGCUCGCAGAUGCAGGAGGUGGUGAGCAGAGUGCUCAGCGACCUCAGCGUGAUCUCCCUGGAGGUGUCCCAGGAGCUGCAGCGCACACGGCUCCUGCAGAGGGAGGCGAGGGCGAAGGGGACGAGGGGAUCCACAGAGGCAGCGUCCGGGAAGCUGGAUUCGGGAUGGCAGGUCAGGAAAGGAGAAAAGGGCAGGAGGAGCCAAAGCAAAGAUCUUGGAGAGGAGAGCAGCAGCUCUGAGAAGCAGCUCAACAGGAAAGUGAGGCGAAGGAAAGCGAAGGUGUUUCCCAGGAGGAACGAGCCCUGUGAGCUGGAGAAGAACACGGGUCCUGCUGCCCUCAGCUCCAGCCUGCCCGGGAUGGUGGAGGGCUUGCACGAGCCAGAUGGCUGCAUCCCUGCAGAGCAGCAAAACAGGACCAGCACAGCCCAGCUCUCCCAAAAAACCAAAGAGUCCUCUUGUGCAGAAGACCCGGACAGCAGGACGGGGUCUCUAAAGGAGAUGGGCAGCAAGGAGACAGCCACGGGCACGGCCACCUGCGCUGGGGAGGUGGAGGAUCCAGAGGCAGUGGAGGACACACAGGCUGGCAAGAAAUGGAUUAGCAGGUUUGAGAAGCAAGUGGAGAAGGGAUGGGGCAAGGUAGGCGCAGAGCAGCAUCGCGGCGCUGGUGGCACAGAGGAUGUGAAUGCUGGGACAGGGGACAGUCCUGCAGCAGGCAGUGACACCAGGAGCUGGAGCAGCGCCCUGCAGGGUCCCACGGCUCCUGCCGAAGGGGCUCUGCUGCUGGAGAGCCACGGUUUGGGAACCUCCCGGAAGGUUUCUGGGCGCGGUGCUCCACAGACCCCGCCGGGGCGCAGCCCUCCUCCCGCAGAGCCGCCGCGGCGGGGGAAGGCAGCGGAGGCGCCGGGCAGGGAGCGCAGUGAAAGCACGGCCACCUCAGAGCUCCAGAGCUCUUUCGACGACGACUCCACGUUCUCCCAGCUGUUCCCCAGGGACGAGCAGGGUGCCCGCAGGAAGUGCACGCGGGUGUACGGCAAGCGCAGCAAGAAACCCAAACCUGUCCCCGAGGGCAGCCUGCAGCCAGCGGGGGCCAUCGACCUCCUCACCAUCCGCCUGGCCUCUGACCGCGGCGACACCAGCUCCCUCUGUGGCGCCAGGGAGGAGCCUUGUGGCUACCAGACCAUCGCCGUGGACGACGCCCUGAUGCUGAGCAUGUGUCACGGCAGCGAGGCAAAGAGCGGAGAUGCUGCUCCCAGCGGAUCUAACGGCAUCGAGCUGAGGCUGGACCAGGAGGCGACCGACCAAGGGAGGGAGGACAUUGACCUGGAGGACAACAUGCUGACAUUCCUGUGCCGAAACAGCCACGCAGACAACGUCCCCAGCCUGAACAUCUGGGGCAGUCUGGAGAAGGAGGGGGAAAGCCUCUCUGCCGAGGACAUGUUUGAGCCUCUGAUGGACCUUGAGGAUGAGCACUCGCUCCAAGAAGUGAGCUCAGAACCCCCCGACCUGGCAGAGGAGUCCUACAAUGCCAAGGAUAACGGGGAUUCGGACUCGCCCGAAUUCCACACCAUCGACAUCGAGAUGCUGAACGCAAAGCUGAAAAUGAGAGACGUGUGCUUCUUCAGCCCUUGCGAGGAUCUUCCUGGCCACGGCGAGGACAACGCCGGGAGUUUGAAGCCAAAGUCGGGCAAGCACAGGAGCAAGCUGGAAGACGGGAAACUGGGGAAAAACCGCGGGGAGAUAACAAUCAAAGCCAAAGACAAGCAGUACAAAUGCAAAGUGUGCUUCCAGUGGUUCCUGACCUUGGGCGAGCUGGACUUCCACAAGCUCUCCCACAACCCUUCCCCUCCUCCCACCUGCUACAUGUGCGUCCAGCGCAAGUUCAGCUCGCGGGAGCAGCUGCGGGACCACCUGAAGGAGAAGCACGGGCGGAACAAGGCGGGGCUGUGGGCGUGCGGGAUGUGCCUGAAGGAGAUCUCAGACGUGUGGAUGUACAACGAGCACCUGCGCGAGCACGCCACGCAGUUCGCGCGCAAGGGCCAGGCGCAGAAGUCGGUGAUGGGGCUGCCCGGCUGCUUCGCUGAGGACAAUGCUGCCGUCACCCACUUCCUCAACACCAUCAUGUAUCGGAAACACGGCAGGUCCUCCCGGCACGGUGACCCCAAUGGGCGGAGCGGGGUCAGCAGGGAGAGCAAGAGCCCCAAGGAGGUGCCCCCUGAGGAGAAGGCGAUGAGAGACCCCGCGGAAAGCAACGUCAAAGUGAAGCCACCUGCAGCCAGCUCCUCCAAAGCAUCCUCCAGCCCGUCUCCAGAGCACACGGCAAGAAGUGAAAACGCCCCAAAAUCUGUCCCCAUGCACCCAGACUGCAAGGAUCCUUCCCGGGACUGCCACCACUGCGGCAAACAGUUCCCCAAACCCUUCAAGCUCCAGCGGCACCUGGUCGUGCACAGCUUGCAGAAGAUUUACCUGUGCCACAAGUGCCCCAUGUUCUACCAGGAGACCAAAGAGCUGCGGAGCCACCUGAGCCAGGAGCACGGCGUGCUGGAGGAGCAGGAGAUCAAGCACACCACCCUGUACGCCUGCGAGCUCUGCGCCGACGUCAUGCACGUCAUCAAGAAGUCCUUCAUCUGCAGCAUGUGCAACUACACCUUCUCCAAGAAGGAGCAGUACGACCGGCACAUGGAGAAGCACCUGGCGGGCAGCAGCAAGACUUUCAAAUUCCGAGGGGUCAUGAGGCCUGGAGCUGCCUGCAGGGAGGGCAGGGAGAAGGUGAAGGAGGAUGGGUCUCUCCGGGAGGGAAUGCCACCCAGCAAGAAGAGGAAGGUGGCCCACCACGGCAGCUCAAUCCCACACAGGUCACCGGUCCAGCUGCACCCCACAAAUGACCUUCAGCUGGUAGAAGCUGGAAGCCCCAGCCUGCAGGUUCCCGCUGGCUCCUUCCCGACAGCACCUGGUGAGCUGGGAGAGCCCCAACCCUCCGGGAAAGCAGAAGUCCUGGUGGGUGACUUCUCGGAGCUCCUGGCAGAGAUGGAGAAGUCCCCGUUUGAUCCCCUGCCACCACCGCCCUGCCUGUCCCCACCUCUGCCACCGGCUGCUGCGGGCAGCCCCGAGCUCGGCCACAUCGCUGGGCUGUCCAUGGAGGAGCUGGAGAAAGGAGCCUUUGAUGGGAAACCACUUCCUUUCUUGGACUCGCCCGAGUUUCCCAUGGAGCUCGCUGGCUUGGCUUGUCACCAGGCCACCAACCAAAAACCGUCCCCUCCCCUCCUGACCCAGAAACGUGGCUGUGCCGAUGCCCAUAAAAAAACAAGCGCAGGCAACAAGGAUGAGUACAGGGCCUGUAUCCUGGAAAAUCCCGGCGCAGACACCGACGCCGCGGAUGAGAUCCCUUUCCUCCAGCUUGCCAAGAAGGUCUCAGAGCUUCCUUCCCCUAAAGCAGAGUCCCCACAAAAAACCACAGAGACCCGCAAAUGGGGCAACCCCAGUGCCAGUGAUGCCUCUGCCUGGGAAGGUGCAGCUAAGCCCCCGUCUCCAGAAGGUGCCCACCAGCCCCUGCCCCCAAAGGACAAGAGAGCAUCACCCACACCCAACAGAGCUGCCAAAGAUCCAGCGCCACCAAAGAAGGGUAGUGAGGCGGCUCCCGGUGCGGGCAGCACCGAGGAGGGUCAGCAGCCCAUCUCAGGGAAGGAGAAAUCCGUGCCUGAGGCCAAGGACAGCAGCACUAACGCCAAGGACCAAGGCGGCGACCCAGGCAGAUCCGGCGGCCACCAGCCCAGGGGUGAGGUGGCCAGCACCGCGGCGAGGCACGGCCAUGCAGAGCCAGGCAGAGCCUCCGGCAAGCUCCACCCCAAGAGGAGGAAAGAACACAAAUCCCUGAGCCACCGGGGCAGCUCUGGCUCGCGGGAGAACAUGGAGGGAGACGGGAAGAAGAAGAAAGCCCGGCCACCGUGCCCGGCGAGGAGCGAGAGCGCGGCUGAGCUCAAACGUGGCGGCUGGAGCAACGCCGAGGGUCCCGCCCUGUCCCCUGGCAGGAGGGACACGCACUGCAGCAAGCUGGGAGCCAAGCCCAGAGCCGGCCCCCAGCUGAAGAAGAUGGUCCUGGACCCUUACAACCAGAAGAAAGGGGAGCUGCGCCACGCCAACGGGGACGUGAAGCGCAGGAAAGCCAUUCUGGGCAAGAGCCUCCACCAGGUGUUGGCCAAGGGGCCGGCGCCGUCCCCGCCUGGCUCGUGGCACGGCCCCCGUGGCGCCAAAGCGGCCAAGGUGGCCAACCCGGCCAGCUACCGCAGCGCCGAGUCCCAGAACAACCUGCUCAGCCAACUCUUUGGGCAAAAAUUAACCAGCUUUAAAAUUCCUUUAAGAAGAGAUACUUCAGAGUAAUUUAUGGAAGUGACUUAUGGUGAUCCUCAGCUGCUUUCAUGGGGUUUGCAAGGGAAAAAUUAUCAAAGCAUUAAAUUCGUUUGUGUAGCAUGAUUUCUCUGUCUAGCUUAAAUGAACUUGCACUGCAGCCUCUGUGAAAUAGUUUGCUUUGUGUCUACUAAUCUACUUUAAUUCACCUGAUUUAUCAUGCAAAUGCUAGAACUUUGAUGUUGCUGAUGAUUUUCAUGAACUGAAAUUGUAAUCGCUUUGGGCAGACUGAAUCGUCGAGAGCAAUUGCUUUAUUGCAGAAGUGCUGAGGUUAUAAGGAUACUUGCAAAUCUCAGACCCUUUUGAGUCUGUGUCUGUGUUAUCUUUGUACAAAGUACUUGAAGAGAUGAACUUCAUUCCGUAGACGUCUUAUUCA
Molecule: messenger RNA, 13029 nt
Organism: Ficedula albicollis (Collared flycatcher)
Lineage: Eukaryota; Metazoa; Chordata; Aves; Passeriformes; Muscicapidae
Gene: ZNF469
Product: zinc finger protein 469
Exons: 1
Coding region: 237-12626 (4129 amino acids)
Source: RefSeq, a predicted model, not a curated record